Messenger RNA from Drosophila hydei, 834 nucleotides. RefSeq names its product selenoprotein BthD. Gene Ontology annotation, cellular component: Golgi apparatus. NCBI's taxonomy places the organism in Eukaryota, Metazoa, Arthropoda, Insecta, Diptera, Drosophilidae. The record is from RefSeq and is a predicted model, not a curated record. The transcript has 2 exons.
AAUACAUCGAUAUAUCGAUACAAUUAUACUCAAUAUUCCUAGCGCGCAUUUCCUUUAAAAGACAGUUUAUACAUUAAAAUGCCGCCAAAGCGUGGUAAGAAGGCUGCUCCUAAACCUUCGUCGACAACAAGCGAGGAGUCCAAGGCACUGGAUCCUAAUAAUCCUGUGCUUUAUAUUGAGCACUGUCGCUCUUGACGAGUGUUUCGUCGUCGCGCCGAGGAGUUACAUGCUGCUCUGCAAAGUAAAAUUCAAGAUGAGGGCCAUCUUUUCCAACUUCAAUUGCAACUAAAUAGCCAGGGAGCACCCAGACGCGGAGCGUUCGAAUUGUCCUUCGCCCCACAUCCCACAAGAGUUGCUAACGAACAGCUGCCCAUUUGGUCCGGUCUGAAACGCACACCGCGUGCUCAAAAGUUUCCCAAUGUCAAUGAAAUAUAUAAGCAAAUAAUUGAGGCGUUCAACGAUCAUGCAGAGAAAACGAACAAACGCAAACGCCCAUCAUCGUCAUCUCCAACAGCCUCACCCAGUUUGCCAAAACGUGCAAAGUCUGCAACCAAUAAAUCGCCAAAGCCAUCAGAAUCCAAAUAAUGUGAUUUUGCAUCGUGUAGGUGGUUGGCAUCGAUAGUUUUUCAGCAAUAGCGCCAUAUGAUCAUUGAACGGUAAACCCCGAACAGGAGCUGUUCACUGUGAAACUUUUGCCUGAAUGCUGAAAGAUUUUGUGACGUCAUCUACUAUGCGAAUCGCUUAAGAUCACAUUAAGAUAAAUAAUGAAAAUGAUUACUGAUUGAUUUUUAUCGAAUAAAAUUCUAUUAAAUAUAGAGCAUUGAAAGAGCUCAU